Molecule: messenger RNA, 1233 nt
Organism: Candida albicans SC5314
Lineage: Eukaryota; Fungi; Ascomycota; Pichiomycetes; Serinales; Debaryomycetaceae
Exons: 1
Coding region: 1-1233 (410 amino acids)
Source: RefSeq, a predicted model, not a curated record
AUGAAGCUUUCAAAACUAUUACAACUAGCAGUUUUUUCAAGUUUGGUCACUUCGAAAAACAUUUUUGAUUUAGAAUCUUUGAAGCAAGGUUUACAAGACGAAGAAACAGUAAACAACGAUAAACGGGAGCCAGUUAACCUACUUUAUUUAGAUAGAUUCAAAAUGGGGGUUUCAGAUGAGGCAAAAGGCAAUGCAAAAUUUAAAAGAGAUCCAAAGAACGUUAUUGAUCCAGCUAGCUUAAAAGAAGGUUCAGCAGAAGAAGAACAAAAAGAUAAGAGGGAACCAAAAAAUUUAUUCAACUUGCAAGCUUUGCAUGAAGGUUUAAAAGAUGAGGAAACUAAGAGCAAGAGAGAGGCUAAAAACUUACCAAAUUUGGAAGCAUUAGAAGAGGCCUUGAAAGGUGGAAGUUUACCUAAAAAAGAUGCAAAGAAUUUAAUCGAUUUAGUAGCUUUGAAGCAAAGUUUAGAAAAGGAAGCUGCUAAAAGAGAUGCUAAAAAUAUACCAGACUUGGAAGCUUUAAAGACAGGUAUUGAAGAGGAAGAAGGGCAAGUAGCCAAGAGGGAUGCUAAAAACGUUAUUAAUUUGAGUAACUUCAUUGAAACCCCAUCUAAAAGAGAGGGUAAGAACUUGUUUGAUUUGACCAAAUUUCAACAAUCGGGACAACCAAUAAAGAAAAGAGACCAAAAAAUAUUGAAACAAGAGAAGUCAUUAUUUGUUUUGAAUUCGGUUGACUGUUUUAACAAUCUUUUACAAUCGAUUUUGCCACAAUUAUCAUCCAUCUCGAUUUUUUCAAGUUACAUUCGCCAGUUUGCAAGCAUUGAUGCAAGAACUGCCAACCCUCAAAAAGUAAUGUUAAUUGUUGCCCCUGAUAAUGAUUCUUUGGAAACCAAGUUAUCUGAUUUAAAACCAUGGGAGUUCCCAGAGCAGAUCACUCCCGAACAAUCCGAACAAGAACAGGAUAAAACGUUAAAAAAUAAUUUAUUACAUUUUUUGAAUGGUCAUUUGAUCAAUAACUUUGAAGAAAAUCUUGUUAUUGAUAAAAGUUCAACUGACGCAGUCACAAUUAUUUCUAAGCUAAAUAACGGGAAAUUUUUAAAAAUUAAACAGGACCAAUUAAGUCAGAAGUUUUCUAUUCGUUUGCUUGAUAGUGAAAAUUGGAUUGACGUUGAAACUAUCAAACAAGUAGAAAAUGGAUUUGUGUUAAUAAUAAACGAUUCCUUGGUCAAACCUUGA